Molecule: messenger RNA, 1901 nt
Organism: Carlito syrichta (Philippine tarsier)
Lineage: Eukaryota; Metazoa; Chordata; Mammalia; Primates; Tarsiidae
Gene: GMEB2
Product: glucocorticoid modulatory element binding protein 2
Exons: 9
Coding region: 53-1645 (530 amino acids)
Biological process (GO): positive regulation of transcription by RNA polymerase II
Cellular component (GO): nucleus
Molecular function (GO): DNA-binding transcription activator activity, RNA polymerase II-specific; RNA polymerase II cis-regulatory region sequence-specific DNA binding
Source: RefSeq, a predicted model, not a curated record
CAGGACCUGGACUGGGAGGACUGACGCCUCUGGGUGUCCUCUUCAGUGAGCCAUGGCGACCCCCGACGUGAGUGUGCACAUGGAGGAGGUGGUGGUUGUGACGACUCCGGACACCGCAGUCGAUGGCAGUGGUGUGGAGGGAGUGAAGACCGUGUUGGUGACGACCAAUUUGGCCUCUCAUGGGGGCGACCUGACAGAAGACAGCAUGGAGACAGAAAAUGCAGCAGCCGCGGCUGCUGCUGCCUUCACAGCCUCCUCCCAGCUCAAGGAAGCUGUGUUAGUGAAGAUGGCUGAAGAGGGGGAGAGCCUGGAGGCUGAGGUUGUAUACCCCAUCACCUGCGGGGACAGCAGGGCCAACCUGAUCUGGAGGAAGUUUGUGUGUCCUGGCAUCAAUGUGAAAUGUGUCCAGUAUGAUGAGCACGUGAUCAGCCCGAAGGAGUUCGUGCACCUGGCGGGGAAGUCCACCCUGAAGGACUGGAAGCGAGCCAUCCGCAUGAACGGCAUCAUGCUCAGGAAGAUCAUGGACUCUGGGGAGCUAGACUUCUACCAGCAUGACAAGGUCUGCUCCAAUACCUGCCGCAGCACCAAGAUUGACCUCUCGGGAGCCCGCGUGUCCCUGAGCAGCCCGACGUCUGCUGAGUACAUCCCGCUCACACCUGCCACUGCUGAUGUGAAUGGGUCCCCCGCGACCAUCACCAUAGAGACCUGCGAGGACCCUGGCGACUGGACUGCAGCCAUUGGAGAUGACACGUUUGCCUUCUGGCGGGGGCUGAAGGAUGCUGGCCUGCUGGAUGAGGUCAUACAGGAGUUCCACCUGGAGCUGGUGCAGACCAUGAAGGGCCUACAGCAGCGGGUUCAGGACCCUCCCCUGCAGCUCCGAGAUGCCAUCCUCCUCAACAACAUCGUGCAGAACUUUGGCAUGCUGGACCUGGUGAAGAAGGUGCUGGCCAGCCACAAGUGCCAGAUGGACCGCUCGCGGGAGCAGUAUGCACGGGACCUGGCAGCCCUGGAGCAGCAGUGUGAUGAGCAUCGCCGCCGGGCCAAGGAGCUAAAGCACAAGUCCCAGCACCUCAGCAAUGUGCUCAUGACGCUGACGCCUGUCUCCCUGCCUCCUCCCGUGAAGCGGCCCCGGCUUGCGCGGGCCACGUCUGGACCAGCUGCCGUGGCCUCACAGGUGCUCACCCAGUCUGCCCAGCUUGCACUCAGCCCGGGCGUGCCCGUCCCCCAGCUGACCAGCGUGCCACUCGGGAAAGUGGUGUCCACCCUGCCCUCCACCGUCCUGGGCAAGGGCUCCCCCCAGGGGGCCCCUGCCAGCUCACCAGCCUCCCCACUGCUCGGGGGCUACACGGUCCUGGCAUCCUCAGGCUCCACCUUCCCCAGUACGGUAGAGAUUCACCCCGAUGCAUCCAGCCUCACGGUGCUGAGCACGGCUGCCGUGCAGGAUGGCAGCACAGUGUUCAAGGUGGUCAGCCCGCUGCAGCUGCUCACGCUGCCUGGCUUGGGCCCCGCCCUGCAGAACGUGGCACAGACAUCGCCUGGGGGCAGCACCAUUGUGACAGUGCCUACGGGGACUGCCCCGGGGCCCGAGGAACACACGGCUACUAUUGAGGUCGCUGCUGUGGCAGAGGACCAUGAGCAGAAGUAGCCGGUGGCAGGCGAGGCCCCCGGGAAAGACAGGGCUGGCCACCGCUCCUCAGCUGCAGCCACAAGGGAGUGCGGAGGCCACGGGACUGGCGUGGGCAGGUGGGCAUGUGGGCUGUGAACCAAAGAGAGGAAUCGCCAAAACAAAUCAGGAGCCGAGAGAAGGGGACAGAGCCAUGACGGCCACCCAGACGGCGGUCUUCGAGUCCCAGACUUCCUCCCCUUUUUUCUUGGGAAGUAUAUUUUUCCAUCUGUUGCUU